CGAAUAUAUCUGUAGUUGUAUAACACGGGAACAGGAAUAUAACUGAAUUCAACUUACAUUAUUCUUGGAGCACUGUUGCACGACAUUGGUCAUCUAGUUGGAACGGCCGAUCGAAGACAAGAGAUGUUGACCGAUGGAAUGCGGCUAGGUAUACAGCAACAUGACGUCAUAGGCGCAGAGUUUUUGGAAGAGCUGGGUUUCCCGGCAGCCGUUACGGAUCUGGUGCGCUACCACGUCGAGGCAAAGCGCUACCUGGUGACAAUUGACGAGAACUAUUAUUCAAAAUUAUCCGAGGCUAGCAAGCAGACGCUAAUUCAUCAAGGAGGUUUCAUGACGGACCCGGAAGUUGCCGCGUUUAAAAACAUCCCUAGCUGCAAUGACAUUAUUCAGAUGAGAAUGUGGGAUGAGAGGGGGAAGGAUACGGAUGUAGAAACAAAGCCUCUAUCUUAUUAUAAAACCAUGUGCAGGGAUUACCUUAUGAAACUGUCGAAACAUCCACCCACGCCAUGAAUUAUAUUGCCCACAAUAUAUAUAUAUAUUGUUACAAUUAGAUAUGAGAAUAUAGUAUUGAUAUAUCACGGGGCUCGUAUUCUUUUAAUCCUAUGAACAAAACGCGAAUUUAACUGAUCGAUACAUGACAUAUAAUCGACAAUAUGUUU
Molecule: messenger RNA, 659 nt
Organism: Priapulus caudatus
Lineage: Eukaryota; Metazoa; Priapulida; Priapulimorpha; Priapulimorphida; Priapulidae
Exons: 3
Coding region: 124-510 (128 amino acids)
Source: RefSeq, a predicted model, not a curated record